CUGCCUCCACGGUUCCCACUACGAUUUCCGAAACCGGCUAUCUAAUCUAUUCAUUUUUUUUUUCAUUCUUACAUUACUAUUUACUACAAUAGUAGAUAAACAAUGCAUCAUCGUAGGUUGUAAUACAUUUUAUAGUCACUGAAGACUGAAGAGUGAAGAAGACUGAAUCACGACCGCCACUGCUUCGUUUAGGUAGUACUAGUUGGUGGAGUAGUUUACAAUAAAUGUAUGAUGGUGGACAAGAAGAAACCCAAUCAGCAGAACCCUGAGCCCUGCAGAAAUUACAAAAAUGAACUGAGUUUACUAUCAGAUGAGAAAGCGAAUGAAGUAGUGGGAAGAUCACUUAAAAUAUAUUAUGUUGUAGAAAGUUUAAGAAUUACAAAUACAUUUCAAUACAAAAUCAAUGAAUUUGUUGAAGCUCAUAUGUUUAUCAUAGAUCAAGAAGUUCAAUUGUUUUUAAAAAAACCCAAACCUAACGAAGAUGAACUUACUGUAGAGUCUAUAUAUUCUGGAAUGGCUGGAAUUGCCUUGCUAUACAAUUUUUAUGCUAACAAAAUACAUAACAAAAAUAAAGCUAUAGAGGCUAAGCUGAUCAUCGAAAAAUGUUUGUCAAUAUUAGAUGAAAACUCUGAUAGUGUAACAUAUUUAACUGGGAAAUCUGGUAUAUUUGUAACAGCUACUGAAAUUUAUCGAGAUCUUGGUGAUAUUAAAAAUGCAAAAAAAAUGAUUGAAAAAGUUGUGGAUUUGUUGCCAUUAGCAUUGAAUCAAAAAAUGCCCGAUGUUUUACUUUAUGGACGAGCUGGAUAUCUAUACUCUUUACUAAUACUUAAAAAGCUUGGAUGGGAGGACCCAGACAGAGAUAAACUGAUACGCAAGGUUGUGCUAUCGAUUUUUAACAACGGUAUUCAGACAUGUGAUAGAGAUAAACCAAGAAGAACUUCUCUCAUGUACAAAUGUCACAACAAAAAAUACUUGGGGGCAGCUCAAGGUUUAUCGGGUGUUAUACAUUGCCUUCUUCUAGCAAAAAGUUAUCUAACAAAAAGUGAACUAGACGAUCUUAUUAAGCCAGCUCUUGACUACUUAUUGACACUGAGGUAUAAAUCUGGGAAUUUACCAGUUUCUCUGUGUAAUGAUCCUGAUCAUUUAGUUCAGUGGUGUCAUGGUGCUUCGGGUGUCACACACACUUAUGCACUAGCUUACAAAGUUUUUCUAGAUGAGAAGUACCUUAAUGCAGCAAUACAAUACGGUGAUAUUGUAUGGAAACGUGGUUUAUUGACUAAAGGAUAUGGACUGUGCCAUGGCGUUAGCGGAAAUUCUUAUGCUUUUAUGUCAUUGUUCCAAUUAACUGGAAAAACUAAAUAUUUAUAUCGAGCUGCAAGGUUUGUUGACUGGUGCUUAACAACCAACCGUCAAAAUAGAAUACCUGACAACCCAUAUUCAAUGUUUGAAGGUGUCGCUGGUGUUACAUAUGCUCUAAUAGAUGUGCAAGAUCCUAUAGGGGCCAAUUUACCAGGAUUCUAAUUUUUCAAUUAUUGCAGAUUACUCAUAUUUUUACGAAACAAUGUUCUGGUCCAUACAAGCUGCCUAAGCAAAUGGUAUCUUGUAAAACAAUUUUAUUUAUAUACGUUUUAAUAUUAUUUAGAUACUAUUUAUUAUAAAACACUAAAAGUCACUCAACCACAUAUUUAAAACUGAUAUAUAGUUUUAUGUUUUUAAAUUUUUAUUCUUCAUGUCUGUGUAGUGUUUUUACUCAUGCAAACAUUUAAGUUAUUUAUAGUUUAUGGUGUAUGGUGUAUCAAUGUCCUCUUAAUAAUACUUGAAUUAAUAAUAUUAAUGGUUCAUUAAUAAUCAUAACAUUUUUAUCAAGACUGGUCACAUAGUAUAGUU
Acyrthosiphon pisum (pea aphid) is the source of this 1887-nucleotide messenger RNA. RefSeq names its product lanC-like protein 2. Gene Ontology annotation, cellular component: plasma membrane. NCBI's taxonomy places the organism in Eukaryota, Metazoa, Arthropoda, Insecta, Hemiptera, Aphididae. Gene Ontology annotation, biological process: carbohydrate metabolic process; peptide modification. The record is from RefSeq and is a predicted model, not a curated record. The transcript has 10 exons. Bases 229 to 1521 code for a protein of 430 amino acids.